Messenger RNA from Saccostrea cuccullata (small rock oyster), 960 nucleotides. RefSeq lists its product as uncharacterized. The record is from RefSeq and is a predicted model, not a curated record. NCBI's taxonomy places the organism in Eukaryota, Metazoa, Mollusca, Bivalvia, Ostreida, Ostreidae. The transcript has 4 exons. The coding region runs from base 1 to 960 and encodes 319 amino acids.
AUGGAUGAAGACUCAUUUAUGGAGCUAUUACAUUUAGUAACUCCACACAUAAAGAGACGAAACACAGUCAUGAGAGAUGCCAUUCCGCCAGCAGAAAGACUCUCCAUCACAUUAAGGUUUCUUGCAACAGGUGACACUUAUCAAUCUCUCGUGUACUUGUACAGAAUCCCAAAGCAGACUUUGUCUACUAUAAUUCCUGAAACAUGUACAGCCAUUUAUAAUGUUUUAAAGGAAAGAUAUUUGAAAGUACCAUCAACCCCAGAAGAAUGGGAACGUAUUGCAAAUGAUUUUGAAAUGAAAUGGAACUUUCCGAAUUGCAUAGGGGCAAUUGAUGGGAAGCACAUUACCAUAAGAAAUCCUGUGGGGAGCGGAUCCCGCUUUUAUAAUUACAAAGGGUUCUAUAGUAUAGUUUUAAUGGCUGUUGUUGAUGCCGAUUAUAAUUUUAUUUACAUAGAUAUUGGCUGCAAUGGAAGAAUUAGUGACGGGGGUAUUUUUGCGAGAUGCUCACUUCAUGAACGCCUAGAAAAUUCUACCAUGUCUCUACCACCACCAAAGCCACUGCCAGGACGUCGGAAUGAUACACCGUAUAUAAUUGUUGGUGAUGAGGCUUUCCCCCUGAAACCCUAUUUACUGAAACCCUAUCCAUCACGACAACUUGAUGAUCCGGCCAAGCAAAUCUUUAACUAUAGUCUCUCUAGAGCGCGUCGUAUUGUAGAGAAUGUAGCAAAGUCCCAGGAUGUAUAUAUGCCCACAGGAAGUAUGGACUGUGAGGAUUUUGAAAAAAUCAGUAUUAUCCAAGGGGAUUGGCGUAGGGGUCCAACUCCCCAGGGUAAUUUCAUUGCUUUGUCAAGUCAAGGUGGAAACAGAACAAAUAUUGGGACAAGGGAAAUUCGUGACGAGUUUUGCGAUUAUUUCUUCACAAACAGACAAGUGACCUGGCAGUGGGAUAAGACAAAUUGA